AAAUGGAGUCGAUAUAUCUUCAAAAGCACCUUGGGGCAUGUCUAACUCAAGGUCUUGCAGAAGUGGCAAAAAUUCGCCCAGUGGAUCCUAUAGAAUAUUUAGCACUGUGGAUUUACAAGUAUAAGGAAAAUGUGACCAUGGAACAAUUGAGACAAAAGGAAAUGGCCGAGUUGGAGCAUGAAAGAGAGCUAGCCCUGAUGGAGCAGGAGAUGAUGGAGAGGCUCAAAGCAGAGGAGCUCUUGUUUCAGCAGCAACAGCUGGCAUUCCAACUGGAGUUGGAAAUGCAAGAAAAAGAGAGACAGAGAAUAGAAGAACUACAGAGAGCUCAAGAACAAUUAGAGAAGGAGGCAACACAAGACUCAGGCAAAACACUGGCUGAAAUCAGUGAUCGAUACGGAGCACCUAACUUGAGCAGAGUGGAAGAACUUGAUGAGCCAAUUUUAUCUGAUGUUGCAUUAAACAUUGACCAAGAUUUGUAG
Propithecus coquereli (Coquerel's sifaka) is the source of this 479-nucleotide messenger RNA. It is a transcript of the gene DYDC1, whose product is annotated as DPY30 domain containing 1. Gene Ontology annotation, cellular component: Set1C/COMPASS complex. The transcript has 5 exons. NCBI's taxonomy places the organism in Eukaryota, Metazoa, Chordata, Mammalia, Primates, Indriidae. Bases 3 to 479 code for a protein of 158 amino acids. The record is from RefSeq and is a predicted model, not a curated record.